UGGGGCCCCCGGGCAAUAGGGGAUCAUGGGGCCCCUGUGUCCUUGCCCAAACUCAAAAAAGCCUAUAAAAAAGGUACCAGGGGCAUCUCAUGGGGCCCCCUACUGACCCUGGGCCCUCGGGCAGUGCCCGAGUUUCCAAAUGGUCAGUCCGCCCCUGCUAAGGAGGUAUGUCAAUGCACACAGCAGCAGUUGAGACAGACCAGUUAAUAUUUCUGGAGCUAUUUGUAACAUGAAACAUGAUUUGACAUUGCUGACAGAUUGGUUAAAACAGUGGAAACUGCAGUUCAACAUUUCUAAAUGCAAAAUAAUGGAAAAAGAAU
Staurois parvus is the source of this 320-nucleotide messenger RNA. The record is from the annotation of a GenBank genome assembly. Lineage: Eukaryota; Metazoa; Chordata; Amphibia; Anura; Ranidae.